AUGAGCUGGUGGGGUGGCUUGACUAAUUCCAUAAUCCGUCGGACAAACCAGAAUGCAGAGCAGACUCUGAAUGUUCCUGGCCUGUUUCCUUCAUCCGAUUUGGAGGCGAGCCAACUGUCUAGAGAGACGAUAUCAACCUAUGUCAAAGUAUUACUCGUACAACCAGCUUCCGCAAUUUUCCUCCUCCUUUUAAAAUUAAUCAAGCAAUAUCUUCGAAUGUUGUAUUUUUUCGAGCCUCGGGAUCACCUGUCAAGCCGGAAUGGCACUUCAUUCAAUAAUGCUCUCAUAAAUGAUCCAAUUCGACGUGUGGAACAGUUUGUGCAGCAACUCGAGGAGAAUCUUCUGCCUCUGCAACAGUUUGCACAAUACCAUUCCGAUUCUAAUACUCUCAAUUUGCCUCCCUUUUUCCAAGGCAGCUAUACUCAGGCUUUGUAUAUGGCCACCCAUCGUGCCAAGUUUCUAUUCAUUUACUUGACGAAUAACGAAAAUGAAGAAGCAUCUUCCUUGUUCCUGAAGAUAAUAACUAAUCCCAAGUUUAUCUCCAUAUUCACUACAAGUCCUGAUCAGAAUAUCAUUUGGGGUGGUGAUUUAGCGAAUCCUGAGGCUUACCAAUUAGCCAACAGCUUGAAUAUCACAAAAUUCCCAGCUUUGGGGCUCAUCUGCUUGGCCAGGUCUACGGUUAUGACACCAGAUGGGCCAGUUAAGAGUGCUCCACGUAUUUCACUCAUUUCAAAGAUUCAAGGGGGUUUGAGAGAUGAUCAAAGUCCAGAGUCGAUUAUUUCUAAUAAAUUCAUCAAAAGGAUGAUGAAGUACGAAAAGGAUUUGGCAGCUAUUCGUACGAGCCUUAGGGAAAAGUACAUAUCAGAAUCAAUGCGCAGGAAGCAAGAUAUGGACUUUCAGAGGGCACUUGCAAGGGAUCGCCAAAAGAAACUAGAGAAAGAACAGAAACUCCUUUUCAGCAAAUAUCUUGAGUGGAGAAAGCCUUAUUUUCUAGACUUAUUGCAGAAUACUGAUCCAACAGAUAAAGCCAAGAUUGCCAUUAAAUUAUCCCAAGGACCACGGAUGACAGCUCUAUUUCCAAAAGAUUCCCCCGUUCGUGACAUUUUUGUCCUCGUUGAAUUGAAAAAACGAGGAAUGCUUGAUGAUGCAAGCACAGGUUCUCAGAUUGUGGAUCAAGGUCAAAAUAUUUUUGAUGAUGUCAUUAUGGAUUUUGAUUUCAAAUUGACUUCUACUGUGCCCCCCAAGCUGAUCCUCAAUGAUGAGGAUCCAAAAACCAAAAUAGAGUCACUAGAUUAUAUUUACCCUAGUGGGCUUUUAAUGAUGGAAGCGAAAUAG
Messenger RNA from Clavispora lusitaniae ATCC 42720, 1335 nucleotides. RefSeq lists its product as uncharacterized. Gene Ontology annotation, molecular function: ubiquitin binding. The record is from RefSeq and is a predicted model, not a curated record. Gene Ontology annotation, cellular component: endoplasmic reticulum. NCBI's taxonomy places the organism in Eukaryota, Fungi, Ascomycota, Pichiomycetes, Serinales, Metschnikowiaceae.